Molecule: messenger RNA, 618 nt
Organism: Colius striatus (speckled mousebird)
Lineage: Eukaryota; Metazoa; Chordata; Aves; Coliiformes; Coliidae
Gene: MSC
Product: musculin
Exons: 2
Coding region: 1-618 (205 amino acids)
Biological process (GO): skeletal muscle tissue development; regulation of transcription by RNA polymerase II
Molecular function (GO): DNA-binding transcription factor activity, RNA polymerase II-specific; protein dimerization activity; RNA polymerase II transcription regulatory region sequence-specific DNA binding
Source: RefSeq, a predicted model, not a curated record
AUGUCCACGGGCUCCGGGAGCGAGGCGGAGGAGCUGCCCGAGAUGGACCUGAGGGCGCUGCAGCUGGACUACCCGCCGCCGCCGUCGGCGGCCAAGCGCCAGCCCCGCGGAGAGCUCUACCCCUCGGGGGAAAACUCCUCGGCGGCGGAGGAGGAGGAGGAGGAAGAGGAGGAGGAGGAGGAAGAGGACGGCGAGGGCAGCUGCACGGCGGGGCCGGCGGGCAGCGGCUGCAAAAGGAAGCGGGCGCGGGGCGGCGGCCCCGGAGGCAAGAAAGCGGCGUCGGGGCCGCGGGGGCCGCCGCCCGAGGGGAAGCAGUCCCAGCGCAACGCAGCAAACGCGCGGGAGCGGGCGCGGAUGCGGGUACUGAGCAAGGCGUUCUCCCGGCUGAAGACCAGCCUGCCCUGGGUGCCGCCCGACACCAAGCUCUCCAAGCUGGACACGCUGCGUCUGGCGUCCAGCUACAUCGCCCACCUCCGGCAGCUCUUGCAGGAGGACCGCUACGAGAACGGCUACGUCCACCCCGUCAACCUGACUUGGCCAUUUGUGGUUUCAGGAAGACCUGAUUCUGACACCAAAGAAGUUUCUACUGCCAGCAGAUUAUGUGGGACUACUGCAUAG